This is a messenger RNA of Rotaria sordida, 510 nucleotides long. Lineage: Eukaryota; Metazoa; Rotifera; Eurotatoria; Philodinida; Philodinidae. The record is from the annotation of a GenBank genome assembly.
AUGGACAUUGAUCCUGACAAUGCUGAUUCUUAUGGCAGUGAUUGUGGUCACGGUGGUAUUCGUUCAGGAGCUGGUCGUAAGAGGAAAAUACGAUCAUCAUCAAUUGAUAUAAUGACAGAUGCAAGAAGAAAACAUGCUGCACGUCGACAAGAAACAGAUGAAUUGAGAAAAUGGAUAAAUGAAUUAAAAUGGUCGCAUCAAGGUGUUCCAUCGACUCGUCGUGAUAAUGCUACAGCAUUGUUGUUUAUAUUUAAUCUAUUAUUAGAAGAUGAUAAUUUAACACAAACAGAAGCAAUUGAUACAGCUGGUCGAUAUUUAGGUCGUAGUGCUGCUGGUUUAUGUGCAUUGGUAGCACAUUGGAAUAAAUAUCAAGAGAUAUACGUUGAAUCAGGUACAAGAGGCAGACCAUUUGGUCAACAAUCAUCAGAAUUAUUUGUAUCUUUACCUCAUUUUGUUAUGACAAGUAUUAUGGAUCGUCAUGCAGAAGGUAAAGCUACUACGAAUACAUAG